Molecule: messenger RNA, 1980 nt
Organism: Cylindrotheca closterium
Lineage: Eukaryota; Bacillariophyta; Bacillariophyceae; Bacillariales; Bacillariaceae
Source: the annotation of a GenBank genome assembly
AUGCAAUCAAUAGAUAAGAGUCGAGAGCGAGAAGUCAGAAAGUUGGCCCUGAAGCGGAAACAAAUAUUUGAUGCCCAACUUCGCACAGCAAUUAAAGAGCAUGGACCGAUGGAGACUUGGUCUGAUAUGACAUUUGCGACGAACACCAUUCAGACAGUGGAUCUGGCGUAUUUGACAAUGCCGCCCUUGCAUCCGACCUCGAAAAGUUUCCUGGAUCAUGCUGCCAAGUACCUCGAUUGCCGGCGCCAAAUGGAUACCAAAUAUGAAGAAAUUGACGAGUUUCAGAAGAUUGCACGAUUUUCGGUUCAAACGGAUUCGGGUGGCAUUGAAAUCGAAAACAAUGAUAGUAUCGAGUUUAAGCAAGAGUACCAGCAACAGGCGACGUCGGGAACACCGGUCAGCUCAAUGGAGCAACUUUAUGAGGCAGCACAAAUUGCAGAACCUGUCUUCAAAGAUAUUGUGACGAGCCUAGUUGACAGAGUAUGCACCGCCUGCGGAGAUUCGCGAGAAGCUUUAACCCUGAAAUUUCCGCCUUUGAAGGGAAGAAAGAGAGCUAGAGAGAAAUCAGAUGACGACUACAUUCAUCGAACGCCGGAUCCUGGACUUUCUUGGUUGUACGAUAUUGUGAGAGGAAGUAUCGUGUUUUCAUCUGUGGACCAGAUUGCAGCUUGCUUGGAGAUUAUGAAGGCCGAUGACGCUAUCCAUAUUGUAAAGGCUAAAAAUCGCUUUGCGAAGCCGGGACUAUCAGGAUAUCGGGAUUUGGUAUUUCAUAUCCAGAUUGAUACGCUGGGUGGCUUCAAGCACAUCUGUGAGGUUCAGAUUCACCAUGAGGAAAUUAAGAAAUUGGAGAAGGAACUUCAGUCGCACCUAUACUAUGAGUUCUUCCGCUCGUACUUUGCUGGGGGCGAAGAUGGGCUCAAGGAUCGUUUGAACGACUUGGAACUAAUCAUGCAGCAUAAAGAUGCUGGGAAAGUAUCCAAUGGUGAAGAUUUGAAAGACAAGGAAUUGUCCAGCACUGGUGAAGAUUUCUUUGAGAGUAUGCUGCAACGACCGAUGGAAGCUUCAGAAAUCACACGCUUCUGUACCUUGUUCAGUGAUCACCUCAAUGAAUAUGACUGGGCCGCUCGAUGUUGUAUCAAGCUAUUGCGAUGCGAAAUGGAUUCGGAUGGGCCGUCAAGUGUCGCUGUGGCAGAUGUGUACAGUAGGUUUGGGAGGAUUCUGCUGAAAGCUUAUGCUGGAACAAUGCUCGAGCAAGCGGAACAGCUACAUCAGAGAUCACUACAGAUCAAGACGAAGGAGCUAGGAGAGAAAAAUAUUGCUCUAGCUCAUACUCACGAAAGCAUUGCUCUUGUGCAAAUACGCCUGGAGCGUCCUUUGGAAGCCAUGAAACACCUUGAACUAGCGCUCGAGAUAAAGAAGAAUAUGCUAAGAGGUGAUCCUCUCUCUCUUGCAAAAACGUAUGAUCAUAUGGCGACGGCAGCUAUAGACCUCGACGAGAAACCUGAAGCUAUUCUGGAACUGUGCCAACGGUCUCUUGAAAUUCGAUCGAGCAAGGUUGGUGAAGACCAUCCCGACCUUGCCGGUGUAUACCAUAACAUGGGCGAUGUCCUGUCGAAGCAAUCGAAGCAUCGCGAUGCCCUGCAGAAGUAUGAACGGUCAUUGGAACUCCGAAAGAGGCACUUUGGAGAUGACCACGAAUCUCUUAUGGAGGAUUAUAGGGCGAUGUUGAAGAUCCAUUUCGAAGAAGGGCGCUUGUACGAAGUAAAGGCUCUGCAAAAGAAAAUCACCCCAGUCAUAAUGAAGGUGGCUUCUGGUAAAUCACUGGCAUACUAUGCAUACUGCAGGGAAAACGAAGGUUUUGUCCGGCGUCUGAUUGUGUUUCGAAUGUUGUGUUUUCCUUGUUUCAUGGCUCCUUCCUUCAAAGCAUUUGCCUACGGAAAGAUGAGUAAUUGGAAGAUGGGGACGGAUCCACCCAGAUAA